Molecule: messenger RNA, 1428 nt
Organism: Dichotomopilus funicola
Lineage: Eukaryota; Fungi; Ascomycota; Sordariomycetes; Sordariales; Chaetomiaceae
Exons: 1
Coding region: 1-1428 (475 amino acids)
Source: RefSeq, a predicted model, not a curated record
AUGAGCCAACCCGUGGUUCAGGUUCUUGUCCACGUCGCAGCUCCCGCUCGCGCUUCAGAUGAUGCCAAGUACCGGGCACUAGCGGCUGCGUACUUCGACUUUGAGCCGGCGACACAGCCGUCGAGAUAUCUCAGCAGUUUUUCGGACUCACAAGGAGUUGGACAAGGCGUAGAACAGGGCCUCGAAGAGCCACCACAGACACAAGAUGGCCCAGGAUGGAACGCAAGCCAGAGCCUCGGGGUCAUCCCAUCACCGAUGUUGUCGUUCAGGAGCGUGGUAGACAACGGCGGGUCCUUCCGGAAGCAACAGGCUUCGGGAAGGCACCAGACGCCGUCGCAGCCGUCGUUUGUGCCUCCGCCCAGUGUGAUCGAAGACUCAAUGCCCGACAACGAUUACAUGUUAACCGGGUUUUGUACACCGACGAGGCUCCUGGAACACUACACCAACACGCUGGACAGUUCGCAAGACUCGCCGGGAAGCUCACGCCAGGGGAUUCCUACAUUUAGUCAGCUCCGUCCACAAAAUUCCGACUCAUCGCCUCCCCCCGUUCAGGGAAUCAAAAGCCGGGAUCAAGCUCGAUAUGAUCAACCAGAAACGGUGAUCUCACAGUCACCCUCGGAGGGCGCUGCACGUCGUAUGACACCAACACCGACAUCCUCAGCACUGGACAUUAUUUACGAGACCCGAAUCGCCUCGUCAUACCCCAGCCAGCCAUCAUUAUCACCCUCCCGAGCAGAAUCCGAACCACCACUACCCAAACGCCAACGAACCUCUCUCAAUCUCCGACAACCCGGGCCCGGUAAGCCGCUCGCUAGAAGCGCCAGCGACUUCGGCCCCCGUUCACACACUGUCGCCAAAACAACCCCGAGCACUACAACCACCACCACCCAUACCAACAGCAAAAACAACAACACCCAUCAACCCCUUACCUUCCCCGAACCUACCACCCCCCUCGAAAUCCUCUCCCCCCCACCCCUUACCAGCCUCUCUCCCCUCCACUCAGCCGACCUCAUCACCCCCCUCCUCGCCAAGCUCGCCCACGACCUCAACCUCCCCAAACGCUACCAACCCACUCUCCAAACCCGCCCCUUACGCCCCUUCGAGCGCGGCCACUGGCACAUCGACUGUCGCACCUGGGACACCUCUCUGAAACGGUCCGCGUGGGGGUUUUUGACUGAGUAUGUCGGCAACAAGGGUGCUGCGGGCUGGGGCACGUCCUGUCGCAGGGAGGCUGGGGGGAUGGAUUGGGUGAGGGUGUAUUGUUUUGGGGCGGUGGUUGGGCAUAUGUAUUUGGUGGUGUAUUUGAUGAGUAAGAGGAUGGUGUUGGAGACGGGGGUGGAGUGGAUUGGGGGGGAUGGCAAGGCGGUGGUGGUUAUGGGGCCGAAGGAAACGGGGGGGAGGAGUGGGAGUGGGAGUGGGAGUGGGUGA